AUGGCUGCCUCCCCAACGGGUGGCGACGAUUCACUAAGAAGACAAGCUGGAUCGAAAGCAAGGAUGGAUCGAGAACCAUCCCCGGAUAAUGGUGGAGCAGGUAAGAGUAGAGUGGAAGUAACGGUGGCCUUCGCAACGCCACCGGAUGGCAAUGACAGGAGCAAGAGUGUUUUAGAGGUGGAGGAAGAGAAAUUAAGCAACAAAGAAAAUGGUCAAGCAUCUUCUGUUCCAAUGGAUGACCAUGGCCAACUCAAUCAACAAAACACUGUUGACACAGCAGCACCAACAGUAAAUAAUAUCCACAAGGUCUCAAUUGUCCCUCUUGUGUUCUUAAUCUUCUAUGAGGUGUCCGGUGGCCCAUUUGGCAUGGAAGAUACUGUUCAGGCUGCAGGCCCCCUCCUAGCCAUCCUUGGCUUUGUGAUUUUCCCAUUCCUGUGGAGCAUUCCUGAAGCACUGAUCACCGCCGAGAUGGGCACCAUGUUCCCGGAGAACGGCGGGUACGUGGUGUGGGUCUCUUCAGCUUUUGGUCCAUACUGGGGUUUUCAGCUAGGCUGGAUGAAAUGGCUUAGUGGCGUCAUAGACAAUGCUCUAUAUCCAGUUCUCUUCUUAGACUAUCUGAAGUCUGUUAUCCCAGCUUUUCAAGGAGGACUACCAAGAACUUUUGCAGUGUUUGGUCUGACAGCAGUGCUGACUUACAUGAAUUAUAGAGGAUUGGCUGUAGUUGGAUGGGUUGCUGUCUUUCUUGGUGUCUUUUCUAUCCUUCCUUUCAUCAUUAUGGGGCUCAUGGCUACUCCAAAACUAAGGCCCGAAAGAUGGUUAGUGGUCGACCUGCAUAAUGUCAAUUGGAGGUUGUACUUAAAUACACUCUUUUGGAAUCUCAACUACUGGGAUUCAAUCAGCACUUUGGCAGGAGAGGUUGAUGAUCCAAAGAAAUCAUUGCCAAAGUCUCUCCUUUAUGCAGCAAUUUUGGUUAUCCUUUCAUAUUUGUUUCCCCUCCUGACGGGCACAGGAGCUAUUCCACUUGAUAGGAAGCUGUGGACAGAUGGUUAUUUCUCUGAUAUCACAAAGAUUCUUGGUGGGGUUUGGUUAACUUGGUGGAUGCAAGGAGCAGCGGCAUCAUCAAACAUGGGAAUGUUUCUUACGAAGAUGAGCAGCUACUCUUAUCAGCUUCUCGGGAUGGCAGAAUGGGGAAUGCUUCCAGAGUUCUUUAGCAGAAGAUCUCAACAUGGAACUCCUCUCAUAGCCAUCUUGUUCUCUGCCUCUGGUGUCCUUUUGCUAUCCUGGCUGAGCUUUCAAGAGAUUAUUGCUGCUGAAAAUAUUCUGUACUGCUUCGGCAUGCUCUUGGAAUUUCUGGCGUUUAUGAGAUUAAGGAUGAAGUACCCGAGGGCACCUCGACCGUAUAAGAUACCUCUAGGUACAAUUGGUAGCAUUUUGGUGAUCAUUCCUCCCACACUCUUGAUAUUUGUCGAGCUGGCUUUUUCUUCUCCUAAGAUCAUGAUAGUUAGCGCUGCAGCAAUGAUUGCAGGACUUGUUUUGCAGCCUUGUUUGAAGCAUUUGAAGAAGAAGCAGUGGCUGAGAUUUUCCAUAAGCCCUGACCUUCCUGAUUUUAUAGAAACUACGUGCGAGAAUGCUGUCGAAACUCUGGUGGAUCAGUUGGAUUUAGUGUCUUAGGCACACCUUGUGGUCUUCGAUGGGUGCUGCUGCUUGAAAUCC
Messenger RNA from Elaeis guineensis (African oil palm), 1713 nucleotides. RefSeq names its product polyamine transporter RMV1. Gene Ontology annotation, cellular component: membrane. Gene Ontology annotation, biological process: transmembrane transport. Gene Ontology annotation, molecular function: transmembrane transporter activity. The record is from RefSeq and is a predicted model, not a curated record. NCBI's taxonomy places the organism in Eukaryota, Viridiplantae, Streptophyta, Magnoliopsida, Arecales, Arecaceae.